This is a messenger RNA of Medioppia subpectinata, 224 nucleotides long. The record is from the annotation of a GenBank genome assembly. Lineage: Eukaryota; Metazoa; Arthropoda; Arachnida; Sarcoptiformes; Oppiidae.
AUGAGACUAUUAAUCAAUACCGUUAUGUCCGGAAGAGCCACAAAAAGUGGAUCCAAUUCUUCGACGGGUAGCAGAAGAAGGCGUCGAAAUGAAGGGUUGUUUGCGUUGGGAGUCGGAGGCACUGUAUGUGUGGCUCUUGUCGUGACAGUCAUUGUCUGCCGAUAUGUCUAUACCGGCAAAGGAGUGCUCCAGAAAUAGUAGUCUCAGCACAACAUUCACUGAAA